AUGCGAGCAAAGGUUCUUCCGAUUUUUGGAAUCGCGGUUUCUGUUUUGGGAUCACCUUUCAGACCUUGCGUCUACCUCCUAGACAGCCCCGUUCAGAGUCGGCCGAGAUGUUCGCGGCUCUCCUCCCCGCCGGCCAUAUCUUCAGGGGCCCUACGGGGUGGCAUGGAUGGGCAGAUCGAACCUGGACUCAAACAAUCGCGCGAUAGUCGUCAAAAAAUGUUUCCAGGGUGA
This is a messenger RNA of Colletotrichum costaricense, 231 nucleotides long. RefSeq lists its product as uncharacterized. NCBI's taxonomy places the organism in Eukaryota, Fungi, Ascomycota, Sordariomycetes, Glomerellales, Glomerellaceae. The transcript has a single exon. Bases 1 to 231 code for a protein of 76 amino acids. The record is from RefSeq and is a predicted model, not a curated record.